Molecule: messenger RNA, 1149 nt
Organism: Rosa rugosa (rugosa rose)
Lineage: Eukaryota; Viridiplantae; Streptophyta; Magnoliopsida; Rosales; Rosaceae
Exons: 2
Coding region: 56-958 (300 amino acids)
Molecular function (GO): zinc ion binding; oxidoreductase activity
Source: RefSeq, a predicted model, not a curated record
AAAUGGUGAUACAACUGAGAUCCCAGCAGUUUUCUACUUUGAAUUGAGGGGUGCAAUGCAGCUAUCGAAGCCAGAGUGUGAAGGGAUGGAAGUUCUUGAGAGGAUAGCACUGUUUUGGCCCCUGACUUCCAAGACUGGGAGGUCUCUUAUUGCACAGAGGGCAAUAGAGCUGGCUGCUCAAGCUACUGGUGGUACCUUGCCGGCUGCAUCUACUCCAGCGCCGCAAGAGGGUGGAGCUAAUGGUCCCUCAGCAGCCAAACGCAAGAGGGAGGCCUCUGAUGAAGCAUCUCGCAUUAACCGCAGGCGCAUUGAGGAGGAGGAUUUAAAACUCGUAUGGGAGGCAAUCCUGGGGAAUUUACAUGGUGAUAUUGGCAUGGAGGUUAUUUACUGGGUCGACAUAUUUGAUGUUGCAGAAUUACUCGGGAGAGUUGAGGGAGUGGAGGUGAUGGAGAAUUUCCUGCAGCUUGAGACUUCUGUAGCAGCCGUUCUAGUUCAGAACCAACGCUCUAUCACUACUCCGAAAGUGUAUUUUUCCUUGUGGACCUCGCAGAGGUUGGUCGAACUAUCCAUAGCCACAACUCCUUGGCCUCGCUUCAGGGUUGAAGUCAGAGGAGUUCAUGUGUACGAGCAGCCAGGGGAUGAAAUAGAAGUAGCAGAGAAUGAAGUCGAAGAAGGAGAGGAAGAAGAGGAAGCAGCAGAGGGAGUUCAUGGGCACGAGCAGGCAGGGGAAGAAGCGGAAGCAGCGGAGGGAGUUCACGGGCACGAGCAGGCAGGGGAAGAAGCGGAAGCAGCAGAGGGAGUUCAUGGGCACGAGCAGGCUGGGAACGAAGUGAAAGAAGAAGCAGGGGAAAAUGUGGAAGAAGAAGUGGAAGCAGCAGAGGGAGUUCAUGGGCACAAGCAGGCAGGGAAUGAAGUGAAAGAAGAAGCAGCGGAAAAAGUGGAAGAAGAAGCAGAGUAAAAUCACCCUAUUGGGAACUUUGUCACCUGAAGUUGUUUAAUCUUUGUAGUUUACCACUUCCAUCACUCUAAUUCACCUCAACACCGUACUUGCAUGUCAUGCCCGCAUUCUAUGGAUUUUAUGCUUCCCCUAGAUCUGGCUUACUAAUGACUGCUGAAUGCAAAACUGAGGAUGAGAGAUUGUUUUUGAAA